Trichoplax adhaerens is the source of this 447-nucleotide messenger RNA. RefSeq lists its product as uncharacterized. The coding region runs from base 1 to 447 and encodes 148 amino acids. Lineage: Eukaryota; Metazoa; Placozoa; Uniplacotomia; Trichoplacea; Trichoplacidae. Gene Ontology annotation, cellular component: cytoplasm; midbody; membrane. The record is from RefSeq and is a predicted model, not a curated record. Gene Ontology annotation, biological process: mitotic cytokinesis. The transcript has 6 exons.
AUGGCUCAACCACAUUUAAUCAAAUUGAUUAUUAUUGUUAUUUUAUUAAUCGUCAUUCAAAUAUGUCUUGAAUCCUUAUAUGCGAGCAGAAAGAAUGAAGGCACAGUGAUGAAAAGUACAGCAUCAAACACGACAACAAAUCAGUGUGGCGAGAUCAUUGAAGUUGGAGAAUGCCUGCCUUGUUCUGCCUUUGACAAAAAAAGUCGAGCAAUCCGUGCUUGUGCAGAAAACGGUAAUAAGCAACUCGUCAAGUGUCGGAAAAGUAGGCAAAAGUUCUAUAAAAGCUGUUUGAUGGUUCCUUGGAUAGCGGAACGCAAUUACUGGAUAUUUCAGGUUUUCAUGUUAAUAGUAGCACUACCAUCUUGGGCAACUGUUUGGAUCAGAAGAAGAAAAUUAGAAGAGCAGGCUAGAAGACGUGUACAGCGGCAGAUCAAUGAUAUACUAUAG